Messenger RNA from Punctularia strigosozonata HHB-11173 SS5, 417 nucleotides. RefSeq lists its product as uncharacterized. The transcript is spliced from 4 exons. Lineage: Eukaryota; Fungi; Basidiomycota; Agaricomycetes; Corticiales; Punctulariaceae. The record is from RefSeq and is a predicted model, not a curated record. The coding region runs from base 1 to 417 and encodes 138 amino acids. Gene Ontology annotation, cellular component: cytoplasm; actin cortical patch; actin cytoskeleton. Gene Ontology annotation, molecular function: actin filament binding. Gene Ontology annotation, biological process: cell motility; actin filament depolymerization; actin filament severing.
AUGGCCUCCGGCGUCGGCGUUAACCCUGACUGCCUCAGCGCAUUCCAGCAGCUGAAGCUGGGCAAGAAGAUCAAGUAUCUCAUCUUCUCUCUCAGCCCAGACAACACCGAGAUUAUAGUCAGCAAGACGUCCGAUUCGAAGGAUUACGACGACUUCCUUGCGGACCUCCCGGAGACCGAGUGCCGAUACGCUGUUUACGACUUCGAGUACGAGAAGGAGGGUGCCGGCAAACGCAACAAGAUCUGCUUCUUCACAUGGUCGCCCGACGAUUCGAAAAUCAAGCAGAAGAUGCUGUACGCGUCGUCCAAGGAUGCAUUGCGACGUUCCCUCGUCGGCAUCGCGGCUGAGAUCCAGGGGACCGCGUUCGAUGAGGUCGCCUACGAUACUGUGCUGGACAAAGUCUCCCGAGGCAACUAG